AAAAAAAUUAUUUUAUAUUAUUUUAUUAAAUUAAUGCAAUCGUUUGAUAACAAUCACGGUCUGAUCUCGGUUUUAAAUAAAUACCCCGAACUUUUAAAUACGAUUUCUUCAAAAUCAAAAUCUGUUUAAAACUGAGACCGACUAUUUAUUUUAAUUUAAAUUUAAGUCUACUCAAAAAAUAUUAUAAAAUAUUUUUAAUAAAAAUUAAAUUAUGCCCAAUUGUAAUUGUGAUAACAAACAACAAAGAGUUUUCAAUGGUCUAGGAUAUAAUGCUGCACCUUCAGCUCCAUCUCUAGAAAUUAAUAUUAAUCAAAAUAACCCAAGUCCUUGUCAAUCCUACAUUGAUGGCUAUACCCCAACUCCAAUCUCUUCACCCAUAACGAAAUCAAUUCGGCGCCCUCCAAAUUCACCUCCCCCACCUCCACCAUCUGCCCCCUUUUUAGAAAAUGAAUAUUCAACACCUAAUUAUUUAAUUAAUGAUAAUAAUAGAAGAGAAGGUUGGCGACAAUUAGGCAGAAAUGCAUCAAUUAAGGCUGUAAAAGCAGGAGAGGCUAUUCGUAAUAAAUUUAAUAAUGAAAGGAAUUGGGCUAUAUUUAAAUUAAGUUUAUGCGAAUUAUUAUUUUCAACAAUUCUUCUUUCACUUGGCAUUGUUUGCGUUUGUAAAACAAAAGAAUUUUGUCCCUAUUAUUCGGCUAUUUGGACUUCAAUAAUUUUCAUUUUAAAUUCAUUAAUUGGAUUAAUUACCUCAAAAACUAAUUUUGUUGAUCAUUAUAUUACUCAUUUAAUUCUUUCAUUAAUUUCCAUUGUUUUAACUUUUGUUGGAGGAACAAUUUCUUUAAUAAAUUGGCAAUUAAUUGGAACAUACAAACAAAAUAAUGAAAGAGGACGGCAAUUAAUUAAUCCAAAAGCAGAUGAGGAACAAAUGUAUAGAGCCUUUUGUCUUUUAGGAGAACACGAUUCUCGAAGGAUUAGUUAUAUUUAUUCACAUAUGAAUGAAUAUAAUUUUAGAGAGUGUCUUAUUGGAGUUAAAAUUGGCAUUGCUGUUAAUAGCUUACAAUUUUUAAUUACAGCAUUACUGGGAAUUCUUUUUCUUGUUUCAAUUGUUCUUUGUUUAUUUCGAAUAUGUACUAAAUAUGUUGGUGGUGAAGAUAAUAAAAAAUGA
Meloidogyne enterolobii is the source of this 1162-nucleotide messenger RNA. The record is from the annotation of a GenBank genome assembly. Lineage: Eukaryota; Metazoa; Nematoda; Chromadorea; Rhabditida; Meloidogynidae.